This is a messenger RNA of Linum trigynum, 2533 nucleotides long. The record is from the annotation of a GenBank genome assembly. NCBI's taxonomy places the organism in Eukaryota, Viridiplantae, Streptophyta, Magnoliopsida, Malpighiales, Linaceae.
AAAUAUUCAUGAUUUUUAUAAUCUUACUCAAAUUUAGAGCUGGUCGACAUAAACCAUUCAUUUCGUUAAUUGAAGUAAACACAACCAGCAAGUCCAGCAAUAUGCCAAAGGAUAAGAAUCGUAUUCAAAAUUACUUCAACUUGAUCAAAAUCCCAUCUCUAUCUCCUUAAUAUUAGCAUUCAUAUCCCAAUUAGCCAUCAAUCUUGACUUGACCUCAAGGCCCUACCACAAGCAGCCAUCAAUGGUAAUUGGUAACCAUUAAAUCCCUUUCUGGUGGCGGUGGGUUGCCAUCGCCCUUUGCAUCAACCAAGCCAUCCACCACAGGUUUUCAAGUGCCCUAAAGAGGCAAAAACCACUACCUCACAAAGCUACCGUGUUGACUAGAGAACCCACUAAAAGGGCAAAGCUUUUGAAAACCCAAUUGCCUUAUAAAACCCUCCAACCUCUCCACAACCCUUAAACCCCAGAAAACCUCAACCUGACCUUCCCACCUUAUCCCAAAUCUUCACAAUGAAGUCCCUCAUUCUCUUCCUCUCCUUGCUCACCCUCCAAUGCCUUCGGGCCACGUCUCGUGUCUGCCACGUGGAUGAUUUGGCAGGACUCCUCGCGUUUAAAUCGGGCAUCACCGACGAUCCCUCGGGGUUGCUCGACUCGUGGAACGGAACCGAUUGCUGCUCGUGGUUCGGCGUGACCUGCCUGUCCAACGAUCGGGUCACUUCCCUGUGGCUCACUGGCCAGCCCGAGAGGCCGGACGGGUACCUGUCAGGCACCAUCUCGCCGUCGCUCGCGAAGCUGAGGGACCUCGACGGGCUCUACCUGAUGAACCUGAGGAACAUCACGGGUAAGUUUCCGGUCUGGUUGUACGGGCUGCCCAGUCUCCUGUUCGUCUACUUGGGGAACAACCGGCUCUCGGGUCCGCUGCCCGUCGACAUAGGCAAGUUGGGGACCCAACUGGACGUGUUGAGCCUGGCAGGGAACCGGUUCACCGGGUCGAUUCCUGCAUCUUUAUCCCAAUUGACCGGUCUGACUCAGUUGAACCUCGCCGGGAACUUGAUCACCGGGAAAUUUCCAAUCGGAAUUGGCAGCCUCAGAAACUUGACCCAGUUACAGCUUCACAACAACCAGCUCUCCCAGCCCAUCCCUGAGAUCUUCUCGUCUAUCCAUCAGCUCAGGUUUCUCAACCUUUCCCACAACAAAUUUUCCGGGAAAAUCCCCAAUUCGAUCUCAUCCCUUUCCUCGACCUUAGCUUUCCUCGAGCUCGGCCACAAUUCCCUCGCCGGCCAAAUCCCCAGCUUCCUCGGUAAUUUCCAGACUCUCGAUACUCUGGAUCUUUCCCACAACAAUUUCACCGGACCCGUCCCGAAAACUUUCUCGAAUCUCACAAAGAUCUUCAAUUUAGAUCUUUCCCACAAUUCCCUUUCCGAUCCAUUUCCUGUAAUGAACGUGAAAGGAAUCGAAUCGCUAGAUCUAUCGAACAACAAUUUCCAUCUGGGCAAAAUCCCCAAUUGGGUCACUCUGUCUCCGAUCAUCUACUCCCUGAAGCUGGCGAAGUGCGGGAUCAAGAUCAACCUGACGAAUUGGAAGCCGAAGGAGACGUAUUUCUACGACUUCAUCGACUUGUCGGAGAAUCAGAUCUCUGGCAGCCCAAUUCCGUUGCUGAACCGGACGGAGUAUCUGGUGGGGUUUCGCGCCGCCGGCAACAGAUUGAGCUUCGAUUUGGGGAAGCUGAAAUUUGCCGGGACGGUGAAGGAUUUGGAUCUGUCGAGGAAUUUGGUUUUUGGGGGAGUGCCCAAUUCGGUUGCCGGGCUGGAGAAGUUGGAUUUGAGCCGGAACAGUUUGUGUGGGAAGCUGCCGCCGACCAAGUUCCCGGCGAGCGCGUUUGUUGGGAAUAAGUGUCUCUGUGGAUCGCCUUUGCCUGCUUGUAAAUAGUGCUACUUAGUUGAGUUCAUCAAAAUAAUUAGAUGCUUUACUAAUUAAGCAUCUUUAAUUUUCAUCACCAUUAUUAUUGUUGAAAUGGUUGAGUUACCAAUAUAAUGUACACAAGCACUUUAGUCUUUAGGAGCUUGUUAUUAGAACCUUUGGACAAUGGAAUAAGUAUUCGGUUUACGACAAAAUUCAUGAAAAAUCAUUAUCCAUAACAUGCUUAUUGAGUAACCUGAUUGAUUUAUAACCCAAUCCACCUACAAUCUAAUGCAUCCAUGAUUCAGUUGACGUCAACAUUCUAUCAACCAACAACUUAUAAUGUAUUGUUUUUUUUUUACAAGAAAAAAAAUGUAAUGUUGUUGAGGUUGACUUCAAUAUUCUAUCAACAAAUGGCCGCUGUGUUUAUGACCAUGUUCUCAACUUGGCAAGUGGUGAAACCAUUGCAAUGAAUGCAUCUGAUGGGAUUCAAUCCCAAUUUCCGACCCUUUACAUCAUCAAGGUAUCCACCGUAUAUUUGCAUGUGGAAGAAGCCCAAAACCCACCAGCCACAACCAACUAGCCCUCAAGCCCUAAGUUGACUCAAGACCCUGGAUAAAUCAAUGCCUUAAAA